This is a messenger RNA of Hyaloscypha bicolor E, 1490 nucleotides long. RefSeq names its product ribonuclease T2. Gene Ontology annotation, molecular function: RNA binding; ribonuclease T2 activity. Lineage: Eukaryota; Fungi; Ascomycota; Leotiomycetes; Helotiales; Hyaloscyphaceae. Gene Ontology annotation, cellular component: extracellular region. The transcript has 2 exons. Gene Ontology annotation, biological process: RNA catabolic process. The record is from RefSeq and is a predicted model, not a curated record. The coding region runs from base 206 to 1222 and encodes 338 amino acids.
CAAAUAAUCACUCAUGAUAUCAUCCUGUGCACGGUUUAGUGACCGCAUAUGGAAGGCGUUGCCUGCUGGCUCGGACUCGUCCGAUAGAUAGUUUGCUAGAAUCCUAGAAGCUACAACUACGGAGCUGUAAAGCUCCAUGGCUUCUCUCUUCCCUCUUUCUCUCGUUUACUUCUCUCUUGCUUCUUACUCAAUUGAAGUUGUCAAAAUGCGGCUCACUACACUCACUCUUCUCAGCUCUGUGCUCUUCGGAGUCUCUCACGGUUCCCUCUAUGGAGAGAGCAAUCUGAACCACACAUGUCAAUUGCGUUUGCUUCACCCUCCCCUCCAAGUGCCAUGUUCUCACAGACUACUAGAAACUCCCUAUCUCUCUUGCUCAAAAGAAGCCUUCCCAAACAUCACCGAUUCUUGCUGUACCGAAACCUUUGGCGGUCUCGUCCUGAGCACCCAAUUCUGGGACACCUACACUGGCCUCGAGUCCAAGGGCCAAGUGCUGCCCAAAAACACAUGGACACUGCACGGUCUCUGGCCUGACUUCUGCAACGGCUCGUUCACGCAAUACUGUGAUCUAAACCGUCAAUACGACCCCGUCCCCUCUCCAAACACCACAACUGGGACCUCCUCCGGUACCCCCGUGCCCCCCUAUACGGGGCCAAGCAUCAGCUCCUUCCUCGCGCCCCUGGGCAAGCUCGACCUCCUUGCUUACAUGAACAAAUACUGGAUCUCCCAAGGCUCGCCCAACGGCGAUUUCUGGGGCCACGAGUUCAGCAAACACGCUACAUGCUUUUCGUCUUUCGAUUUACCUUGCUGUGGUCCUUCCUACACUAACCAUAGUGAUGUGGUGGAUUUCUUCCAGACUGCUGUGCAAUAUUAUGCCAACUUGCCCACCUAUGGUUGGCUCUCAGCGGCCGGUAUUCGACCUUCAAACGCAACGAGGGUUAGUUUAACGGACCUGCAAAGCGCGCUGACAAAGGGCUUCGGCGCGUUGCCGUAUAUUGGGUGCUCGGGACCCAGGUAUAAUACCACGGAGGCAGGGAAGGGGAGUUUGGAUAAUGGGUUCACGGAACUGAGUGAGGUGUGGUAUUAUUAUCACGUUUAUGGACGCGUGCAGAGGAGUCAGGGACUCCCAGUUAAUGCGAGUAUUAAUGGGGGGAGUGUGAGUUCUUGUGCGAAGGCUAGUAGCGCGUUGUUGUAUCCGCUGAGGGCUGUGGGGAGUGAUGCUUGAGGGGUUUAGUGCGUGGAAGAGAGGGGAAAGGUAAUGGGGAAGAUGAUGAGUUGAUGGUUAAUAGCUAAUGAGAUGCUUUUCGUAUGCUGAUUUUGUUGUCCACUUGGUAGCCGUCCAGGGCAUUGCAGUACUGCUAUAAUUGACGAGUUCUUGCACUUGUUUCCGGUACCCAUAACCAAAGCCUAAAACCAAAUUGCAGGUAUAUGCUCCCCAACAUUGCCUCUAAACUCCAUUUUUAUCUCUCCCCUGUCUUCAUCAUAGCCCAUCU